Aspergillus udagawae is the source of this 1749-nucleotide messenger RNA. RefSeq lists its product as uncharacterized. The coding region runs from base 1 to 1749 and encodes 582 amino acids. Gene Ontology annotation, cellular component: SCF ubiquitin ligase complex. NCBI's taxonomy places the organism in Eukaryota, Fungi, Ascomycota, Eurotiomycetes, Eurotiales, Aspergillaceae. Gene Ontology annotation, biological process: SCF-dependent proteasomal ubiquitin-dependent protein catabolic process. The record is from RefSeq and is a predicted model, not a curated record. The transcript is spliced from 2 exons.
AUGGAUGCUACCUCUAAUCGCAACAUGUCCAAUCCACUUUUGCUGCCGGAAAUCGUCGCGUCUGUCAUCGACAAUGUCCACCUGGUCCCAGAUAUCUUGAACUGUGCCUGUGUAAAUCGCAUGUGGAGCGUGGCAGCUUUGAAGAAACUAUACAGGGGCUCUCUAAAUGACAUGCAGUGCCGCACACCUGACAUUGGAUCACUAAAUUCCCUCUUUGUAGCAUCACGGGAGCGCUUCGCUCGAAACAUGAGCUUUGUGAAGCAUCUUCUCCUUUCUACAGACGCAAUCGCACUUGAUCAAAUCGGACGAACGAAAACUGCAUGCUACGAGAAGUGUCGCGCGUUGCGCCAUCGCAAAUAUGCGAAGCUCCUUUUGCGGCCGCAAGGAAGUGGUCUUACCAGCCUCGUCAUCCCUUUUGAGAUCAAGGGCCAAGAUUGGUCUAUCAUUUCCGACCUCCUUCUUACUCCCACCAUUGAGUAUCUAGCUAUUGAUAGAUCUUACUGUGGGCUGGUGAUGGACAGCCCCGGCUAUCUCCAAGAACCGAUCAUCCCUUCUUUCACAAACCUCAAAGCUCUCACAGUUUACAAACAAGAUGGUGGCUCAGAGAUCUAUGAGCUUUGCCAAUUGCUUCGAUGUUGCGAUUUGCAUCUCUUCCACCUUGAGGAAAGGGCUCAUAGCCGUGCUGGACGCAUGGAACAGACAGACCUUGCAGAAGUCCUGGGGUGCCUUCGACGACACCAAAAUCUCGAGGCCUUGGCGCUGUUCGUCCGCCAUUUUUCCUCACCCUUGGGAUCAAGAAAAGAAGAGGGGCAGGAAAACCCAUGGCCGAGGUUGAAGGCAUUGUACCUUGCGAUGCGGCCCCAAGAUUGGCUACAGCUAUUACCAAAGUUCAACGAUCUUCAAAUCCUCCGCCUGCAAGACGUCGGAUCCGGGUUCCCCACUAUCAACCAGAGUGUACUUCACAGAAUUGCAAAAUGCAGAAACUUACGGGUCGUCGACCUUGAUUUGCGUGAGGUUGACGAUGUAGAAGCACUCCUUGAUAUCGCGAAUUACUCCCCACUUUUGCAAAAGUUGCGUGUGAAGGACGAACGAUUGAGUAGGAAACAUUACCGGAGAGAAGACCUGUUUUUCGAUCUGCUGCGUGACCUGCCUCAACUGGAGUUCCUUGCUUUUGAUGCGAAAUUCGAGAUGGAUGGUGCAAAGCUUCGAGACCUUGCCCAGCAUUGCCCGCGAUUGGUCGUGCUUGACCUGCGGUACACUGAAUUGCACCUCUCACUCGCGGAAAUGAUCAAUUUGGAUCCACUCUUCCAGUUAGAGACCAUGACAUUUGCAAAAAUAUACUUCAAGGAUCCACCGCGCAUGCAAACUGACGCUAUCCAGAGCAUUGCAACAGAGUGGCGCAGGAUAUUCCCAAGGCUGCGAGGUGUGCGAUGUCUUACGGACCCUCCAUAUGGGAUGGAUGAUGAUUGGAGCGAUUGGGGCGAGGAGUCAGAGACAAAUAAUGGUAGUGCGAGUUCCGAUGACGACUCGUCAAUCAGUGACUUCGAGGCCAACUUUGACCGUCAGUAUCCUUUACGAAGAAAACUCUGGAGGGUCAUUGGUUAUGAAGAAGACCCGGAUAUUCACCACAAGAUUGCAUAUACGUGGCAGACCAAUCUGGAGAUCAAGACGAUUGGCUGGCCCGUGGUGCCUUUGGCAGCAUUUUCCGAUCCAGACACACACUCCACGACUGCUAAAAGCGACCAGUAA